AUGUCGUACCAUCAUAGCAGCGGCGGCAACUACAACAACUACUACUACGGCGGCAGCCGCGGUGGUGGUGGUGCGGGGAUGCGGCGGCAGCGCUCCCCAAGCCCGGAGGCGCCUCCCCACUACAGCGGGGGCCACGGCCAGUCCCAGUACUACCGUCCACAACCGCAGCAGCGCCGUAACUCGCCGCCUCGCCGACCGCCGUUUCGCCGCCGCCGUGAGGAAAUGCCGUACACCAUCCCGGACAUUGCCCCCCGCCUUCACGUGCCGCAUGAUUUGCCGGUGGAUGUCACGGCCUUUUUAGACCUCAUCGCCUUUUACGUGGUGCAGGGUGGACCCACGGCGGAGGAGGAGAUCAUGAAACGCGAGGAAAACAACCCUCACUUUGCCUUUAUCCAUGCCCCAUGGCGGGACCCCAUGCAGUUGUACUACCGCUGGCGCCUCUACUCUCUCCUGCAGGGCGACACGCUGCUGCGAUGGAGGACAGAGCCGUACCAAAUUGAGCGCGGCAAUGAGGCGUAUGUGUGGGUGCCGCCGCCGGCGAUCCCCAGUGGUCCGGAGUGCCUGCUUGACGCCUUUAAAGCCCCCCCGUCCUCCUCACUUAAGGCGGGCAGGGGUGAGGAGGGCGACAGAAAGGCGGACGCGGCGACGCCCCCGCAACCGGUUCCCACCGCGUCUUGGCUGUCGCGAAUGUCGGUGUCAGAGGGGGCCUUCUUUGUCACGCUCGACAAGGCGGCCGUCGCGGAGUGGCAGGCGCUGCUGCGCAUGGAGCAGCACGUCACGGAGGUAGCGAGCGCCGCUGGGCUGCCGCUGGAGGAGCGGCUCAAGGCCUUGACGGCGGUCGUGCUGGACGGCGAGCGCAUCGCGCAGCGCAUGGUGUUCGCGGUGGAGCAUCAAAAGGCCGCGCUGCACCUGCUGAGCCUCCUCCUCGACGAGGUGGUGCGGCUGGCAUACGCGUCGGCCGGGCCCCACGACGACGACUGUGUGGAUCGGGCUGGCUGCGGCGAGGCGGCCCUGCAUGCGGCGGCGCGGUGCUGCAUGUGCCUCUCGUACCUCUUCACUCUAAACGACAUUGGCAGGAACGGGGCUGCGGCGGCGCUGACCGACGAGGAGGUGGCGGACAUCGCCCCAUCGUACCAGGAGCGUGGCGGCGGCGCCACCGCCCCGCCCAUUGCGGCCAGCCGCCAUAAUAAUAACAAUAGUACUAAUAGUGGCGGCGGCGGCACUGCCGGUCGACCUUUUCCCACGAGCGCCGAGGUGCCGCAUGCUGCAGUGCCGGGCGGAGCGUCGACGCAGCCGGCGUCGCCCCCUGUGCGUCUGUUGAACCGCGCGCUUGAGAAAAUCAUGCCGACGCUCAUUGAGGCCACCCUCUUCGUGGCACUCUGCACGGUGCAGCAGUACGGCUCACUGCAGGUGGACAACGCACGCGAGACGCCGCGGAGUUCGGCGAAGCCGCCCGGUGCGGAAGAGUUUGAGGGCAUCCUGCCGCUCGACGUUGACCAGGCGGCGUACGUGCACGUGCAGGCCAAAUUGUCCGCGGCGGCACCCCCGGCGCACAACACGACCGCGGCGGUGCAUGUGAAGAAGGAAGACCGCGACGCUGUCUGCAUGAUCGCCAUGCUGCUCGUUUCUUGGCUGAAGCAGUUGUGCUCCGCGUGGGCAGACGCGGACGUCAUUGGCAGUCGCUGCUGGAGCACACUCCUGACAAGGUACGUCUACCUUCUUUCCCAGCCCAUUGAGACAACGUGA
This is a messenger RNA of Trypanosoma conorhini, 1746 nucleotides long. RefSeq names its product putative RNA-binding protein. The record is from RefSeq and is a predicted model, not a curated record. Gene Ontology annotation, biological process: RNA processing. NCBI's taxonomy places the organism in Eukaryota, Euglenozoa, Kinetoplastea, Trypanosomatida, Trypanosomatidae. The transcript has a single exon. Gene Ontology annotation, molecular function: RNA binding. Bases 1 to 1746 code for a protein of 581 amino acids. Gene Ontology annotation, cellular component: nucleus.